Messenger RNA from Orbilia oligospora ATCC 24927, 3468 nucleotides. RefSeq lists its product as uncharacterized. The record is from RefSeq and is a predicted model, not a curated record. Lineage: Eukaryota; Fungi; Ascomycota; Orbiliomycetes; Orbiliales; Orbiliaceae. The transcript has a single exon. Bases 1 to 3468 code for a protein of 1155 amino acids.
AUGCCGUCCUUCGCAAGCUUUACCUCUAAGCCGUUGACCAUUGGCAAGGGACGGGAUCACCAUAAGUCCUACCCUCCCGUGUCCAUGAAAGCACCUUACCUCCCCGAAACCCCCCAUCUCGACACAUCCGACCUGCUCGUCUCGGUUCAGUCCGUCCCUUCUCCUUCGGAGCUAGAGAUUAGCCACGAUAGCAAAAAUAGCUCUCGCCCUGGCUCUAGAUCUAGUCGGUCGGUCCAGAAAUCAGAUCCCUACGUGCAAAGGGACACUGGUUUUGUGGGCGGCCACCAAUAUAAAAUCGAACGUCAAGAAGAACGCCGUCGACUGAGGUCUCUCGGAUUGUUGACUGGAACUCCAACCCCAACUCCAACUUCAACUUCAACCUCAACUUUCCAAUCCGAAGUCGCCAGUCCGCAGUCUCCAACUAUGUCGACCACUCCGACUUCACAGAAACCUGAUGCCAGGCGAAGGAGCAGUUGGCAGCCUCCGCUGAAAGGGAAACUUAAGAAGCGGAAUAAGAGUAGAGAACCGGAGCAGAGAAAGAGCAUUGAUCUAAAGCAUGCAUCAAUCGACUUCAAUACGAUCCCAAUUCCUCCUCCUCCACCGCCUCAUCAUGGCCCCCACUCGUUCUCGCGAAUUCAGAAUUAUCCGGCAUCGCCAAUGGCCAGUCCGUGUGCAACACCAGCACCUAUGACGCCAACACGGGACCUUCCUCAUCCAAACCCACCUUUUUCUCUUGCUGGACGGUCGAAUUCGAGCCUUGGAACAAUGCUUGGAGGAGGAGUAGCGGUGCCUGCUGCACAUGCUCCGUCAUCUCUAGGAAAUUUGGUGGAUUUCUACGAUCCAAAUUCCCCGGGAUUAGGCCAGGCUUUCUCGACAGCGCCUUCUUCGCCAAUUGUACCGUUGAAUAUACAGACUUCAGCCAGCCAAACCGCAUCUCCUAUUGGGUUCCAUAGACCGCGAUAUACAGCUCAGCUAGAUUCUCCUAUAGAUUCCGUUACAUCGUCUCCCCGUCUUGCUGCACAGGCCGAACAAAUCCCAGCAGUUCCAGCAAUUCCGAAUACUGUACCGACGAAGGCCCCAGUUCAGCCAUUUCAAUCUCCCCUCGUAACACCGCCGCCCAGCACAUCUUGUGGAAAUUCGAGUACAACGUCACUCAAUUCAGCUACGAGUCAGAAGCCCGCUGACAAGCCGGCGGAAAAAUCCGGAUUUCAGCCAUACCAACCAAAAUAUGCGGCAAAAUCCCAUGUCACAAGCACAGUUCCACUAUCCCAGGCUCUCAACCAAGAGCAGAUUGGUACCCCAUUUGUACAUCUGGAUUUUGCGCCCCCAACCAAGCCUUUUGCUCCCCGCCCGGCGACGGAAAACCGUAGAAGCACUUCUGAGACCCGCCUUACAACGCAGGAAGCAAAAGAGUACAAUGCUAUUGCCCAAGCGACGAGAGAAGCAUAUUAUAGUAGAAUUCAGUCGCCUUCGGAGACUUCUAUAUCGUCAAAGGCUACGGCUAGGCCACAACUUACGCCUUCCAGGCUGAGUUAUGAAGUGAGGAGUUCUCCAACACCAGAGACUCAAGGAGCGAAAUCAACUAUUCCUCCAAAGUCCAUACUUCGGAAACCAUUAGAUUUAAGUGUAGAAGAUAUCCAGGAAACCAAAGAGGAGGCCUACAAACGAUACACGUUCCCCCAAUCUGUUGGUUCUUCAACAGCCACAACACCGGAGCCGUUGAGACUGUUGUCUACUGUAUCAGUUCCCACCAAGAGCGAGCAAGUCAGCCCAAUAGAGCCUCCGGUAGAAGAAUCCCAACCGGAACGCGGGAGAUCCAUGUUUAAGCGUGGAGAAGAGACAUCGGACUCAGACCUGUCUCGCAGGAACUCGAUGGCUGCCCGAAAAUCUAUAGAAGUUGAGGCCCCUUCAGCAAAGAAUUUUGAUAUUUCGAAAUAUACCCAAGAAAGGUUCUCAAAGCCCCCAUUGGUGAAACAACAUAAAUCAUACCCUCCGGUCAGCUACAAAGCACCCAUAGCUGAUCCUCCUACUGUCGCUACUGCUGCCGCUGCCGCCACCACCACAAACGCAGAGCCUUCUGCUCCAGUAAAUAUUCCUCCUGUACCCCCACUACCUGAAUCAAUUCAAUCUGUCCGUGGUCUAUCAACGCCCCCUCCAAUAAGGUCAGAAACCGCGAUAGAAUCGUCAGACGAAGAAUUUGUGGAACGGCCAACUACCGCAGAAUCCAAGAAGUCGGUGAAAUCAAAACUUGGGACGAGCGUUACAACAGCCGAAACCGGCCCGGUUAGACCAAGAGCACCAUCUAUGUCUGAAAUCUUCAAAGAUUUCGUCAGGCACGACAUGGAUGAUAAUCUUACGUCGGAGCCAACCGAAGGGACAGACUGGUUGUCGCAGUUAUUCCGAGGGAAGAAGAAUGAGACAAGAAGUAGAUCUCGACCCGCGAGCGGUCUCUCGACCCCUGGUUCAAGCGCGUCCCCCCCUCUCGGAAGACCAGCGAAGAAAGAAAAGGAGCAAAAGAGAGCAUCCAAGAAUCUCGAGCUAACGGAAGAAGGUCGACGAGUGCAUGAACGUGCAGAAAGGCAGCGAUUACAACUCGAACGGAAGCUUAUGGAAGCCGAGAGUGAUUUGGCUUCAACACCCCGAUCACCAAGGUUCCCUCGUGGCACUUUCUCGGUUACGGGAUCUCCAGAUCUGAGAUUUGCAGGAACAGAUGCAUCGAGCCUGAGAAGCACAUCGACAACAUCUGUGGACCGGCUUGAACCACUUCAUAUACUUGGAAGCGGUUUCGCGCUAGGUCGUGCGAACGACCUUGCUGCGGACCUUAGUAUCUUUCUAGACGAAAAGAAGCCGUUGGAGCGCAGGAGGAGACCUUCUUCAGCUGAAGUUCGAAAACAGUUAGGUGAAAUGACGCCUCCCCAUGAGCGGGAAGAUUGGGAUACCGUCCGCAAUUCGCAGGGUAGUUUUUCCACACUCAACUUCCCACCGCAACCUUCGCCACAGUUCCAAUCUCAACCUUCGCCACAGCCGCAACUUCAACCACAAAGCCCACCUCAGAUUCAAGCUCAAUUUGUCCCUCCACCACAACCUACCCCUUCAAGUCCUCUAGUCCAGCCACCAAUCAUACCCGUGGCCCCGCUUGUUAUCAAACCUGUUCCAGGCCGUCUCCCGGUUGCAGCAGAGCCAUCCCCGCCAGUUCUACCAUCGGCACGCCUCAAGGAGCCACUCGGAUUGGAUCAUAGAACAUCAAACAGCUCACUUAUCUCGCUUGAUGUCACAAAGACCCUUACAAAAAUAUUAGUCAUAUGUUGCAAUUGCAACAGGUUACACGACCCACCCAGUGAUAUCUACAGAAAGAUGGCAGGAGGCAACAGCUCGUUUAGAUGUCCUUACUGUAUCCAUCAGAUCAACGUGCUAGAUUGUUGCUCCGCAUACACAUCUAUCUGCAAUCUCAUUGAAAAAUUAAAUUGA